CGCAAGAUAUACCUGGGCAAACACCGAAAAAAAAAAACGGAAUUCAAAGUUGUACAUGCGUAGAAAACGUGUGUCAGGUCCUACAGAUAACAAGGCGUUAACUUCAAGCGCCGGACUUCUUUAUAUGCUUCUUUCAAGCGCCCUAUCACACUUAUAAUGUGCACUGUAGCCGCAGUUCUUGUCAAACGCUACCCUACAGCAUCAUAUCACCUGAAUCGAACCCUCACAUGGCCGUGUUACAGAAGAUUACUUACAGCGACCCUCUCUACCGCGAAGUGGAAGAACGCUUCAAGGCCCGAUGGGUAAACCCUGAAAAACGUCUUCCUUCCGUACGCGCCAUCUAUAAGGUCGUACUUAAAAGUGACAGAGCUCAAUACCACUCGCAACAAUACAAACGCUACUUGGAAAGACUGCAAUCGCAACGACCUGGCAAUAAGCUAGUAGAAGAGAAAUUAUUUCACGGACAAGUCCGUGCAUGCAACAUUGGUGAUGAUAAUGGUCGGGCUCCUGUAACCACCCCGUGCUCCUCGCCGCAAUGUGCAGUAUGUCACAUCCUUCAAUGCGAUUUCGCAGAUGGGGCUGCCAAGAAAAAUGGAUUCUUUGGUAGGGGUAUCUACACCACAACCGCUUCUAACAAAGCCGAUUAUUUCUGUCGGAAUGUCAACUCAAAUUCACCGUAUCGAUUUGUUUUCAUGAGCAAGGUUGCCGUCGGUAAACCGUCACUUCUUGGCAGCAAGAACGAGAAUUUGAACCAGGCUCCCUCUGGAUACGACUCGGUCCAGGCAUUGACUACGGAUGCUGGCGGGGUUGUCAAGUACUCGGAAAGAGUUGUGUACCAAGACGAAGCAAUGUGUCCUUAUGUUGCCAUCGUAUACAGCCUGUAAUAUGCGGAAGCAAGCAAUGAUUUGGUCUAUCGUAGCUUUCAAGAUGAAGCUAUUUUGUAAGCGGUUCUGCAGGCUUAUCUCUCUUCUGUGUCCAAGACAGACGGUAGAUAGAGCAAGUAAUAUAUUUUGGUUGUGGAAAUUCAUCAACGUUUACAAGUGCAUACACGAUACUGGUGCACCGUGAUUCAGCAA
Molecule: messenger RNA, 1076 nt
Organism: Serpula lacrymans var. lacrymans S7.9
Lineage: Eukaryota; Fungi; Basidiomycota; Agaricomycetes; Boletales; Serpulaceae
Exons: 8
Coding region: 228-884 (218 amino acids)
Molecular function (GO): NAD+ poly-ADP-ribosyltransferase activity
Source: RefSeq, a predicted model, not a curated record